ACAACUGUUAAAACGAUGAAUGGUUUCGUUUGUUAUUCAUCUCGCCACUGAUUGUUUAUUUGACAGAGACAAUAUGCACAAAACAUAUAUUGCACCAGAAAAAGCUUAUUUGUGUCUGAAGUUUAAUCAAACAUUUUCUGUGAGAAGUACAACCUGUAAUAAUAACUUUUCUAAUUGUGUUGUUGUUGGUUUUGGUACAGCUCUGGAAAGCAAUAGACUGAGUCGGAUUUGUGAGCAGGAUGAGACAAUGGCAUUUCUACCAAAAUCUGUGUUUCCACCUAUUGACAUCUACCCAAAGGCUCCAGAAGACGGCCUCUCCAAAGAGUUCCCAGUAGAGGAAAACAUACAACUUGAACUCCCAGUGGAGACAGUAACAGCCCCGACUCCACAGUCCCAUGAGUCAGGUCGGGUGGACGAGAACCUGGUUGGUACUAAACUGUUGGUGGAGCCCUGGAACGAGCUGCCAGACAUCCCGUUUGCCUCUCCUGGUGGCAGGGGCCGGCAGGGCCCCGGGGUGACCUCCGUGGUGGGUCCUCAGACUCCGACCGACUGGCUGUACGAGGCUGAGAGCACUAAGGCGCUGGUCAGCCCUCCUCCUCCUCCACCCCCCACAGACUCACCGCUGCCAGAUGAGGGCUGCAGUCAGCCUCUGGACCCCGGCCCCUGUCGACAGUACGUAGUCAAGUGGUACUACGACCCCGAGGCCAACGCCUGCGCUCAGUUCUGGUUCGGAGGCUGCCAGGUCAAUGGAAACAACUUUGAGACAGAAGCCAGCUGCAGGAAUUCCUGCGUCUACACGUAA
Molecule: messenger RNA, 802 nt
Organism: Centropristis striata (black sea bass)
Lineage: Eukaryota; Metazoa; Chordata; Actinopteri; Perciformes; Serranidae
Product: formin-like protein 1
Exons: 3
Coding region: 20-802 (260 amino acids)
Molecular function (GO): serine-type endopeptidase inhibitor activity
Source: RefSeq, a predicted model, not a curated record